Molecule: messenger RNA, 2287 nt
Organism: Merops nubicus (carmine bee-eater)
Lineage: Eukaryota; Metazoa; Chordata; Aves; Coraciiformes; Meropidae
Gene: FAM222B
Product: family with sequence similarity 222, member B
Exons: 2
Coding region: 47-1699 (550 amino acids)
Source: RefSeq, a predicted model, not a curated record
UGUGCAGAGGAGUGAAUGCCCCAUGUUGUGUUAGUGCCUGUCUGCCAUGCUGGCCUGUCUGCCAGGACCAGGUGACCUCUCCUUUCAGCUUCUUUCUUACACGCAGAUGAACACUGGACUUCAGAAAUGGGACACUACACAGAAAAUGAGAUCUGCACAGUAUCCUACCCCAGCAGAAUUGGAUGCCUAUGCUAAGAAGGUCGCCAACAAUCCACUGACUAUAAAAAUUUUUCCGAACAGCGUCAAGGUUCCCCAGAGGAAACACAUACGCCGUACUGUGAACGGACUCGAUACUUCGGGCCAGAGGUACAGUCCCUACCCGUCUCAGGCCGCCACGAAAACGGGCCUCCUGGCCAUAGUCAGAUCCCCGGCCAAAGGAAUCAUCAAAGACUUUGACGGGAGCCGCGCGCGCCUGCUGCCGGAGGCGAUGAUGAACCCCCCUUCCACCCCCUACGUUGCACCUAGCACUUUAAGCCACCCCCAGGCGCUCGCUCGCCAGCAGGCUCUGCAGCACGCACAGGCUUUGCCGCACCCCCAGAGCAUCCCGCAGCACCCUCAGGGUAUACCCCAGCCACAAAGCUUACCCCACCCUCAGGGGAUCCCGCAGCCCCCGGCGCUGCCGCACCCUCAGAACCUGCCGCAGCCGCAGGGCUUGCCGCAUCCUCCGACCAUGGCACACCAGACUCUGCAGCACCCCCAGAACCCUUUGCUGCAGCCGGGUUUACAUGGGAGCAGAAAGAUGCCGGAUGCAGACGCGCCGCCGAAUGUGACCGUGUCUACCUCAACCAUUCCCCUCUCUAUGGCUGCCACCCUGCAGCAGAACCAGCCACCCGACCUGAGCAGCAUUGUGCACCAGAUUAACCAGUUCUGCCAGGCCAGAGCUGGCAUUAGCACUACCUCAGUGUGUGAGGGACAGAUUGCAAACCCCAGCCCUAUAAGUCGCAACCUGCUUAUCAAUGCAAGUACCAGGGUAUCUACUCACAAUGUCCCUACGCCCAUGCCUUCCUGUGUAGUAAACCCUGUCGAUCAUGCUGCUGCUGCUAUUCCUCCUGCCUCUGUUAACGUGCCCAUGGUGAAUAUUAACAGGGUGCCGCCCGCCUACCAGAACGAAAUCAAGUCGGUGGCGUGGAACCAGCACCAGCUCGCACAUCUGCAGCAGAUGUGUGGGGAUGCUGCUGGGCCUGCUGGACUCGCAGGGAAGCACCCUCCGAGGGAGAUGGCAGGGCAGAGUUUUGCCGGCAAAACUUCAAACUACCCUCAAGAACUGUGCAUGGGCCAGUCGUUCAGCUUGAAGCCCCCCAUCGAGAAGCCCACGCCUUCUCCGCCCGUGAACGGCUUGCAGGGACCCUUGCCAUACACCAACGGGCACUAUUUCCAGCCCAUCUGGAAUAACAUUCUGCCCACGCCCAACAGCGACAGCUCCGGGUCCCAGGACCUCGCCAUGCCUUUCCACGGGGGACAGCCGGCCGGAGCGCCGCUGGAUUGUGCAGGAGGAACUCAUUACAGAGCUGGAGCUGGCCCAUCCAGCCAGAAUAAUGUGAUGCAGACCAUGGAUUACCUAAGCGGGGACUUCCAGCAGUCCUGCUUCAGAGAUCAGAGCAUGGCCGUGCUGGGGAAAGUCCAUCGGCCUCCCAUGAACCGAGCACCUGAACCAACCGAUAGUCGAAAUCUUCAUAUUCAACACCCAGGGUAUAGAUAGGCUGCAGUCACUUUCACAGACAAAAAUUAUAGGUUUAGUCUUAAUUUUAAUUAAUAAGCAAGGCGUUUUUAACUUGCAAACUUGUGUGAUCAUUAUAGUACCCAUUGGAAGAAGACACACUGUAUAGCGAAAAGCUUUACUUACAUGUUCCCCGUCUCCUUUGCGCAUCAAAUAUUUAACAUGCCUUUUAUGUCAAAGAAUUCCAUUACACUACUUCACGCCGCAGCUGCUUCCUCGCCGCAGAAUCCCCUUUGUGCAGCUUUUGCCUUCUGCUCCGUAGCUCCUCGCUGGACUGAUGCUGAGUUGCUGCAGGGUUUCGCAGUCGCAUCUGUUCGCCGGCUCCGUCAAGAGCGAGGUAGCGUAGCUGCUUACAUUUCCAUCUCAAUUUCCUCUGAAGAUUAAGAGCAACAGAAUUUGUCAGGAAGCGGGGCUUAUUUUUGACUCGAAAGCCCAUUUCAUUAAUGCAUUAAACAUUGACCAUUUGCACUGUCUAGAGGCCUGUUUAAUUGAAAAAGAAGCCUCAGUUUGGAAGGACCUAGCCAGGGGUCUGUAUUUAGGCGUUACGAUGGGGAGAAGCUUUUCAGCCAU